CUCUGAGCACCCGCGCAGCAGACGGAGCCGCGUCAGCCCUCUGAAGGAUUAGAAAAAGACGGCGCCUGCCCCCCGCCGGAGCUGAAGUUCCAAAGGGGGGGCCACAGGAAGAGCGCAGCCAGCGAGGGACGAGACUCGGAAGCCACUCUGGCCGCUCUCUUCUUUCUCAGAGUCCGAGCCUGUGGCUUCCGAGGCUUCCCUCAAUAAAGAGACACCAUAUUUAUAUACGGAAAGUUCCAGCACGCCAUUUUGCACCCGGAAGCAACCUUGUUACGGUUAGGUCGCCGCCAUUUUAAACUAUGCGCUCCGCUACCUGCCUAGCCUAAUAACACGUCACGCUUUUCUCUCAUCAAGGGCGACGCCAUAUUGUGUUACGGACGGAAAGGCGGCUCCAACAAGGACGGGGGCCUCGUUCCCCCUCCCUUUUUUAGGUGUCUUCAUAAAAUGCCCGCCGACAGUCCCCCCUUUUUUUCGCUCCGCUCCAAGAUGGCGUCGAUGCGGGAGAGCGACACUGGCCUGUGGCUGCACAACAAACUGGGCUCCACGGACGAGCUAUGGGCGCCCCCGAGCAUCGCCUCAUUGCUCACGGCUUCGGUCAUCGAUAACAUCCGCCUCUGCUUCCACAGCCUCUCUUCGCCCGUCAAGCUCAAGUUGUUGCUGGGGAUGCUGCACCUGCCCCGCCGCACGGUGGAUGAGAUGAAAGGUGCACUGACUGAAAUUAUCCAGCUCGCUACCUUGGAUCCAGACCCAUGGGUCUUAAUGGUAGCUGAUAUUUUAAAAUCCUUUCCAGAUAUGGGCUCCCUUAAUCUUGAUCUGGAAGAACAGAAUCCCAACGUUCAGGAUAUUUUAGGUGAACUGCGAGAAAAAGUGGGUGAAUGUGAAACAUCAGCUAUGUUGCCACUGGAAUGCCAGUACUUAAAUAAAAAUGCCUUGACCAUGUUGGCUGGACCACUUACUCCCCCAGUGAAACAUUUCCAGCUCAAACGGAAACCAAAAAGUGCCACUCUCAGAGCAGAGCUCUUACAGAAGUCUACUGAAACUGCACAGCAACUCAAGAAAACAGCUGGAGUUCCCUUUCAUGCAAAAGGAAGGGGGUUGGUCAAGAAAAUUGAUACAACAACUCCGCUCAAAGGAAUACCGAAACAAGCUCCAUUCAGGAAUCCCACAGCUCCAAGUGUAUUUAGCCCUGCUGGAAACAGAACACCUAUUCCACCUUCAAGAACUCCUUUACGCAAAGAAAGAGGAAUAAAGUUACUACACAUCUCAGAGCUGGAUAUGGUUGGUGCUGGUCGGGAAGCAAAAAGAAGAAGAAAGACUCUAGAUACAGAAGCGGUAGAAAAGCAAGCAAAGGAGGAAACCAUUGUAGAAAAUGCUACUCCAGAUUAUGCUGCUGGGCUUGUGUCUACUCAGAAACUUGGCUCUUUGAAUAAUGAACCUGCCCUGGCCUCUACAAGCUAUCUGCCUGCAGCACCCAGUGUCGUGCCAUCCUCUUCCUAUGCACCAAGUUCUGACACACAGCCAGGUGGGCCUGCCCGGGAACCACUGCAAGCUAAAGAGGAGCCUGCUACUCCCCCUGCCACUGCUGUCCCGACUCAGUUCAAGCAAAGGACACCCAUGUACAACAGCAAUGCAAAUACAGCUGCAGUUACACCGACUUCUCCUGUGACGCCGCCGGCCACUUCUCCAGCAGGACAGGUGCCACCGCCCGCUCCCCAAUCCCAGCAGGCACCACCCAAGAAAAGUCUUUCUUUAACAAGGGAGCAAAUGUACGCAGCACAAGAAAUGUUCAAGACAGCAAACAAAGUGACAAGGCCAGAAAAGGCUCUCAUCCUUGGCUUCAUGGCAGGUUCCAGAGAAAACCCUUGUCAAGAACAAGGUGACAUCAUCCAGAUCAAGCUGAGUGAACACACGGAAGUGCUGCCAAAAGCCGAUGGCACAGGAAGUACCACCAUGCUAGUCGACACGGUCUUUGAAAUGAACUAUGCUACUGGCCAGUGGACCAGACUAAAGAAGUACAAGCCAAUAACAAAUGUUUCUUAAACGAUUCAAUAACAAAACAGUAUAGACCAAACGGACCAUAGAAUAAGCCAACGUGUGUACAUAAUGUGUUGACUAAGCAGAAUGACAUUCCUGUGUAGGCCUUGUCACCAGCUAUGCUCGGCUCAAGUGAGAGGAGGACUGAGUCGAAAUGGUAGUGCUUGUGUUUUAAUAAGGGGUGGGGUGGGGGGCGAAGAUGUGGUGAAGAAGCUUGACUGGUCAGAGCUGAAAUGCUUCCAUCUUUUUUGGGGGGGGGGGAAGGAGGGAGAGAGAGAGAGAGAAGUUCACAUUCAAAAGCCUUGGGAAACUGUUCUGAGGAAACACCCACAAGUUAGAGAGGAUUUUUUAUAAUAGCAGUGCUCUCUGACUCUGCAUUAAACAUAAGCAUUGGCGUAUUUUCAUUUCAUCCCUGCCACCCGUAGCUUACUGCAUGUGGUGUAUGUCAUGGUGGAUGGCCCCCACUGUAGUGGCUUUACCAGUCGUCAUUGUGAAAACCUGAAGGGUGUCCCUCAUUUUGCCUCCAGCCACUAAAGGCCCUAUACACACUGCACAGUAGCAACUGUGUGUUUUCCACACAGUGGCAGGGAGCCACGACCCAUCCUAGCUCCCGGGUAUGUGUGGGCCAGUACAUGCAUUUGUCUUGUAUGUGGGCAACUCUUUUAUGUGUACAUGUAAAAAGCAUAAUUUGUAGAGUUGCCCUGAGACCAAAAGGUUGGGAUGCUACCAAAGUGUCUAAUUUCUUCCGCAUAAAUGACUCUGAUUUAUGCUGUGCUGCUAAAUGCUCAUUAAACUGGUCAGUCCCCAGCUCUUUAAAGCUGGUGCCUUAGGGUAACACGGUUUGCCCUGAGAAGUUGAGGUGCAUUGUUCUUUGUGCUGGAGCCAGCCUUUAUUUCCCCUAAUGGUGCAUUUUGCCAUUUCCAACACAUCCGUGACUGUUGGAAUGUCAUCCCUGUGUCCAGGUAGGAAUAGGGUAAAUAUGGGUUAGAAUAACAAUUGAAUGAUUCACCCCCGAUUGUUCAAGGAGUAACUUGCCCACUCAUUGGAAGAUGGUUCUGUGAGUUGGAUUUAAUAGGGAGGUACUUGUUCAGCAGAACUUUUCAAUUUGCCUAGCCACAGAAUUAGCUUGUUAUCCCAGGAUGCAAAAUAUGACCCGAAUGAUCUUUCUUGCAGCUUGGGAGCUAAUGAAGUAGCAGUAACUGUUGCAAAACCUCAAUGGCGGAAGCUGAGGAGACUGUGCUUCUUAGAGCAACUUCCUGGUUGUUCUGCUCUGGGCAACUUCAGUUCUACUGUCUUGGAGCUUAAUGUUUGAGAAUUCAGCAGUUUAUAUUCAGGAUAAUAGAAGGAAUCCCAUUUCAUCCUAUUAUUCCUGGUAACUGCAUAAGCUGUUGCUGGAGAGAAGUAUAGAGAUCAUCAUAUAAGAAAAGACAUGGCGCUGGUCCAGGCUUGAAAUGGAAGGAUAAUUUCUUGAAGAUCGGUAGCAAAGAGGAAAUGAAAUAAGAUGUACCCAGGUGGGAAAUUGCUUUCAAGUUACUUGGCAUUUUGAAUUUGAUUGUCAAGCUGUCUUCUGAUCUGCGAAUCCCCUUAGAGAAUUUUAAGCAAGGAUGAAAGAUCUUAGUUUACAUUUCAUUCUUAUGUAACCAAACUGUGUCUAAAUUUGUUAAACGGAAAAUAUCCUAAACUCUGUUGAAGCUGUGCUCUGAUGUUACUUUCCCCAAACUCAGAUGCCUGAGGGUGUGUGUGUCUUGAUUCAUCUUAUUUUUGUCAUACCCUGACUGCAACUUUUGUUUCUAAAUUUUUAUUUAUCCAAACAGUUAUUAGAAACAAAUAGCAAAUGUUUGGUUUAAGAAUGAGAUUGUUGUAAGAUCACUCCUUUUAACAUAUUUUAUACAAAUUGCUAAAGAUAGAGUAUGAAACAAUCUUUAAUUAGAUUAAAGCAGGGUUUUUGCUAUAAUCUACUCUGGUUUUACCAAAAAGAUCAAUGAGAUUGUAGAAGAAAAUGUAUCAAUUGCACUCGCUGCUGUUUUUAAUACUGGAUGAUUCAAGAUUAUAGAAAGUGUUGUUUUAAGAUUAGAAACCAUUGGCAAGGCUUUGAUUGAUGGAAAUUUAAAAUGGUUGCUGGCAAAGUAUGCACAUUUAUGCAAAACCCAGGCUCUACAGUAGUUUUUCUAACAUCCAGUUUUUAUCGAUGGUAGCAAGACCAAGUGUUUAGUGGACAUAACUUUGAAAGUGUAUCACAGCUAUCAUUAGAUAUGGGAUUUGGUUUAAAAUUAUUUUGACUCUGAGCAGUGAAUCAUAUGACAGUUCUUUAGCUAGAAACUUUUCUUACAAUUUGAAGUGACAAGAUAUAAUUUCCCCUAGAAAACUUGUGAAGGUUGAAAUGUGUGUAAAUCAGUGGAUCAAAAGUUCUGCAUGUCACUGACAUACAUGGGGAUUGUGACAAACUGGACAAACUGGUUUUGUGCACACACCUAGUGCCUGAACAGCCAUAAGAACUUGCCACCGUUCUUGUUCAUUAGCACAGAUGAGUUUAAAAUGUAAGCAUAAGAAUGACUCCAGCUCAUGUUACUUUUAACAAGAUGGAAUGCAUAUGCAUAUAUAAAUACCCACCCACAAGGCAGGCAGUUUUGUAGAUCGUUGCUAAUGGGAAGGUGUAUAAUGUCUUUUCUGCUGGUUAGCUCUCUUGCAUCAUUGGCACUAAGUAUCCUUUAACAUUCAGCUUAAAUGAAGGAAGCAAGAAAUGCAAGUACACAUAGAAUGCACCCUCCCCCCAACCCGGAACAGAUUGGGAGGUAUGGAUGUGCUCAUCUCUGCUUUGUAAAGAGACUUUUUAAAUUGUUCUUUCAUCUCUGCAACAUAAUGGCUGAUAUAUUGUACAAGAAUACAUCAGCCUUACAAAGCUGCAUUUGUACAACUUGUGUUACAGAAGAGUAAGCACAUUGUUUCUAAUGGGAAUAUUCUUGUACAGCUUGUGCAAAUGCAAGGUUACUAGGUGAACGUACUCUUGCACAGUAUGUCAGCCCCUGGGACAGUUAUCCAACGUUGCAAAGUGCAAUUUGUGGUAGUUGCCAGUUAUAUUUUGAAGGUACAGAUGUGCACAUCUCUAGAAAUGGAUCAAGCUAACAUGCUGCUUACAUGUAGUACCAUUUCUGUAUCUUAAGACAUGGGAGGGGAUGCCUAUUUUUUCACAGUAAUGUGUUGGUAAUAUUUUGAGGAAAUAACUUACUAAGGUACUUUUGAAAUGAGAUGUGAAUUGAAAGGUAUGACCUAAUGAAGAUGGGGGCUCUCAAUCUUGGGCCCCAGAUGCAGUUGGACUACAACUCCCAUCAUCCCCAGCUUCAAAGGCCUGGGGAUGAUCGUAAUUAUAGUCCAACCACAUCUGGAGACCCAGGUUUGAGAACCCUUGAGUUAAGAUGACACACAAGCUUCUAGACACAAGCUCCACAGCAAAACAAAAGAUGUGAAUCUCAUUAUGCUAGCAUUCUUCGGUCAAUGGUAUUUCUCUGGUACUUCAGCCUGGAUUUUUGGUCUGAAUCGGAUGAGUGGCUGUGACAAAAUUCCAGUUCUUUUUUAUUGUCACCAAGAAUAAUUAAUAUUCACCUGUUCAAGAAUUUUGACCAAGCAUUAUAGUGAGUCAGCACAAACUGAACCCUAAAGGUUAACUACACUUUGAAAAUUGCCUCUUUGCCCCUGCCUUUAUGUUCAGUAGGAUGUUGGCAGUGAUGGACAGAAUCAGCUUUCACAGCCUUGUAAACCCCUCCCCCCUCAAUCAUGCUGAAGUGCCACUUGCUAAAAUCGAAGGUACUUUGACACCAACUAGCUUGAAUUGCAUUUUCAUAGCAAGAUUUGAUGGAGAGAAAAGAUGAGAGAAAUGUAUAAGCCAGAGCUCUCUAGGAAUCUGGUACCUCUUAACAAUAUUUUUUUGUAAGAAGUUGCAUAGCCAGUAUAGCAACCAUGUUUUCUACCUAUUUUGCUUUUGUACAGAUGUAAAGACCUCAUGUCCUUGGGUACAUAUUUCCAGCACAAUAUAGUAUGUAAAAUAAAGUUCAGAUUUUUCUAAAAACACA
Molecule: messenger RNA, 6101 nt
Organism: Hemicordylus capensis (graceful crag lizard)
Lineage: Eukaryota; Metazoa; Chordata; Lepidosauria; Squamata; Cordylidae
Gene: NELFA
Product: negative elongation factor complex member A
Exons: 11
Coding region: 445-2040 (531 amino acids)
Biological process (GO): negative regulation of transcription elongation by RNA polymerase II
Cellular component (GO): NELF complex
Source: RefSeq, a predicted model, not a curated record